Molecule: messenger RNA, 396 nt
Organism: Sphaeroforma arctica JP610
Lineage: Eukaryota; Ichthyosporea; Ichthyophonida
Exons: 1
Coding region: 1-396 (131 amino acids)
Biological process (GO): small GTPase-mediated signal transduction; protein transport; vesicle-mediated transport
Cellular component (GO): cytoplasm
Molecular function (GO): Rab GDP-dissociation inhibitor activity
Source: RefSeq, a predicted model, not a curated record
AUGGAUGAAGAGUACGAUGCCAUUGUCUUGGGCACAGGUCUAAAGGAGUGCAUUAUCUCCGGUCUGCUCUCAGUCCACAAGAAGAAAGUGCUACACAUCGACCGGAAUGACUACUAUGGUGGGGAGAGUGCUUCAAUUUGCCCUCUACCCAAGUUGUUUGAGCUCUUCUCCAAGAUGCAACCCCCAAAAGAAGAGAAACUAGGGAAAUUCAGGGACUACAAUGUUGAUCUAAUCCCUAAGUUUAUUAUGGCCAACGGGCUUUUAGUAAAGAUGCUGAUCCUGACUGAUGUGACACGGUACUUGGAGUUUAAGUCAGUCGACGGAAGUUAUACUGUCAAGGCUGGUAGCAAGGUUUAUAAGGUAUGUUUGAGCAUUUACAAUGUAAUGAAACGAUAA